Molecule: messenger RNA, 3601 nt
Organism: Bemisia tabaci
Lineage: Eukaryota; Metazoa; Arthropoda; Insecta; Hemiptera; Aleyrodidae
Source: RefSeq, a predicted model, not a curated record
AAUUAUUCGAAUUUGAUCCUGAAAAAGUAUGAGAUUCCUACGAGAUCGUACAUUCUAUAUUGCGAGAAUGGGAUGGAGUCCUCGCGGAGAAGAGCACUCAGCUUGAAGUGCCGUGAAAUAUUUCUCUGACGGAUCAAAGGCGGAAGGUUCCCGAAGCGCACGGGAUAUCCUAGGCCCGGGUCGCACCGACGCGUUCUCUUGCGACGUAGAACCGCGCGGGAUGCCGCCCCGCGUUCCGAGUCGGAGUCCCGGAUGAACGUGUGAGCGGACCCUGAGAAAAUGUGAUGGAAACGCACAGUCACGCUGAAGGAGAGACCAACGUCCAUGCCUUAAUCACGGAGAUCAACGGUCAAGUGGCUCUGUUCCGGGAUUUGCUCAUUCACAUCGGCACUGCCCGCGACUGCCCGGAAAUGCGUGAAAAAGUCAGGAAGCUGCGCAGGACCUGCGUCGACGCCUGUCGUCAUACCAGCCAGCUCCUUCUCCCUCAGAUACGCAGUGCCGUAGCUGAGGGAAUCCCGGCUGACCACCCUCAUUUAGUAUUAUUGUUCUUCAUGUGCCAACUAUUUAUAAGGGAACUAGCCAAAUGUAGUAGACUCGUUCAACUAAUGCCAAUGGACAUGACGGGAUAUUUUGAAAACCGUGCUGGUCCGUCCAAUCUAGGCAAUGUGAUUAGUCAGAUUUUACUCUGCAAAACCAUAGCACCUGAUUUCAAUCAAGAAGAAAUUCAUAGUAUAGCAAAAGAUACCCAAGAACUGAGCAGGAUAGUGUCCGAGAUGCAGGAAUUUAUCCCGCAACAAGACAGCUCGAUAGAGCGAGCAGAAGCUUUAAUAGCGGAGAACGGGCAACAAAAAGACCGAAAGAAGAAGAGGCGAAACUCUCUGUACCGGAACGUAGGAUCUUUUUGCUGCAUUUGCCGGCCGAACUUCUUGUGAUCACCUUUGCUCCUAAUUACACCCACGUACUUCUACAAAGAACUAAUUAGAUUAGCUCCCGCUCCUCACGAGAGAAACUCGAUUAUGUGUACAUUUCCACCGCCCGUUUUCUCCGCUCACGAGAGGAAGUCUACAGAAUCAACGCUCUGUGGUAUACGAAAGACGUCGAUAGGAAUGGUCGUGAAACCAGUUGCAAUUCAUGAAAGUUGGCAACGCUUUUUUCCUCCAUUUAAAUCCAUUGAAAAUAUCGAUUUUAGGGGAGCAAGCUGCCUCUCUAUGAAUCGAUUGUUUUACAUACAUUUAAAUGGAGGAAAAACAGUGUUGCCCGAUUAAAAAAAAUUGCCACCAAGCAAAACAUGUAUCUUGAUCUGAAGGCUUCAUUUGGGGAGAGCACAAAGGAGAGGCGUGUAUGAUCGAUUAUUGAUAUUUUCCUAUUUGAAGCCACGGUAAAGAAUCGAUUAUCACGGUGCUCGUUGCGAACACCCUCUUUAUCGAUCCUUUUCCAUCGGUUUAAAUGGCAGAUCAAUUGAUCUAUCGCAAAGCGAUUACUCCCCAACCCCGGCAUUUUAAAUUUGAUCUCUCAAGGGGAAAUUUUGAUCAUUUUUAGAGCGUUUUUGGGAUUUUCUGAAUCCCGAUUCUGCCCCCAUCUAAUCAAACUGCCCUCUUUUAAGAACUUCCAAAGACUUUUUAGCGUUCCAGCGGUACUGAUAAGGAUUUUUGUGCUCUUCCCAGAUUUUUUUCUCAAUUCAUGAAGCCAAUAGGCAAAAGUCCGAAAAAGCUGAUCUCAGUUUGAACAUAAUCAUAUUGUUUACUAUACGCAUACUUUCUAUAUGCAACUAAAACUUGUCAAAAAGCACUGCAAAACGGUUGGAAGUUCAGUGGUUGUGUUUGUACGAUAAAUCAUAGUUUUUGUAAAGUAUCCUCUGCGAAAUUUUCUUAACUUGAUCUUAGCAUGAGUAUGAUAUAACAAAUCCGGUAAAAGAUAUGAGCCUUCCUUGGAACGUGUACACAUUUUUCAAACUUUCUUUUAGUAAUUCCAUCCAAGCGAAUAUGCCUUGUAAGGCAUUGCACACUGAGUGUUUACACUCAUUCGCAGUAACAUAUGAAUAUUUUGCAAAUCAUGUACGUGAUGCAUUUUUUCCACUGGAAAAAAAUACCCUACGUCAAUUCUGUAAAAUGUAUUUGUAUUAUAAAUCUUUUUUAUGACGCUAUUGUAUUUUAAAACCGGAUAUUGCGCGUUUUCUUAUGAAUGGAAUACAAAUAGAUCAGAAGCAAAAUUAUGAAUAUGUUUGAUACUGAAGAGUCUUAUAAUUUACUGAGCAUUAAAAGGUAUCUCUCAGAUUGUUUAAUGAACCGAUUUGAUCAUUUCGUAUUACAGAUUUAUUCACUUUACAUGUAGGUAAAUCAAUAUGUAUGUAUCACUACAGAUUAUGAACUUUCGUAGGUACUGCAAGUCAACACGUUGAGUUCGAAACAGUAACCAUACAAACUGUUUAGUUCCACCUCUUAAUAAAAUACAUAAAUUUUCUUUUUGACUGGUCCAGCUCUUGAGACUACCGGGAUGUCACUAUCUUACAAAGUUUCAAAAUCUUUCAGUUCUGAUUGUAGAAAGACUAUGCACGAUUUUUUUCGAGGUGAAAUUCAUAAAAUAUUAUCUGCAUAGUGAUAAUGGACAUUUAUUAGAUCUGCUUGGAUAUGCAGCGAUUUUAUAAAUACCAUACAAAUGAAAAAUUGAGACCAGCCUCAAAGGGAGAAGAAUGGUAGUGUUUUCAUUUGGUAUCGUAGAUUUCCGAUUUUCUUGGAAUGGUGAAUCGGUUUUUUUUUUGGUAAAUUUCCUAGAUUUCGGAAACUUUUUCUCCUGUGAUAUCCUGAUUGAGUGAUAAAAACGCCAAUUACGCGGCACGGCUACCAAUUGAAACUUCUCCACAGAGAUCCUAUUUUUUUCUCUCUUUUUCUGUUCAAAAGUAGAUAGUAGACUUAUGAAGUCAGGGUGUUUACAGGUCCGGAAUUUCCGGAAAGUCCAGAAAUUGCACUGGUUUUUUAAGGAGCCGUCCGGAAGUACUGAAAAAGUGCGAAAAUUCCGCGAGAAGGUCCGGAAUUUUUGUCAUUUUUGUCGCAAUUCGAGCGACGAAUUCAAAUUUUUGAAAUUUAUCGAAAAUCGUCAAAUGGUGGUCCGGAAAAAGUACCGAAUUUUUCUGUUAAGGAGGUACUGAAUUUCUUCGAAACGUACUGCAAAGUACUGUAAAAGUACUGAUUUCCGGAUUACUGUUUUAGUAGACACCCUGAGGAAGGAAUUAGAAGAAAAUGCAAUUGCAGUGAGUGAAAGUUUUGAAUGAUACCAUUUCCCAGAUUCUCUUAUCCCAGUACUUCCUUUUACUAGGUCCUCUUCAAAUAUAGUUCACAAAUGUACCUUUAAUUAGAAUUACUUAACUUUAAUUAUGACUCCAAAAUGUACAUGCUAUAGGUACUGAUGAUUCAAUUUGAAAAUCACUUUUAGGCAUUUCGUGUAUAUUCGAUAGUUGUUAUUUUUAACAGUGUUAUUUUUCUUGUCUUUGUUAUACCUAAUUUUAGUCAGUUAUUAUCAAUUAUCACGACUACUUGCGUUGUUCACCACUAUUGAAAUUCAAAUAUUAAAACUGAGGACCAAUUGUUUGGCUCUUUUUUCCCCC